AUGACUUCUGGGAAGACCAUUACCAAUGACUCGCCGCCUAUCCAGCCUAUUUCGCUGGCACAAGUCGACGAGUAUACCAAGAGCAAGGAGAAAAUAACUCGCAAAUCUCCCAUGCGACUGCGAAUGGAGGCUCUGAUAAAAGAACACCAGAAUCGGAUCGUCUUCGCCCUAGAAAACAUAGACGGAAAGAAGUUCAGACGGGACGAAUGGACGAGGCCAGCAGGAGGCAGCGGAAUUUCCUGUGUUCUGCAGGAUGGCAAUGUCUUUGAAAAGGCUGGAGUGAACAUCAGUGUCGUCUAUGGCGAGCUGUCCCGUCCUGCCAUCGAGAAGAUGAGGGCAGACCACAAGUCCUUUGUAGCGUCUGAUGUCGAAAAACUGAAUUUCUUUGCAGCCGGCAUUUCCUUGGUGCUGCACCCUCACAAUCCUAUGGCUCCAACAGUCCACAUGAACUAUCGCUAUUUCGAGACGUCUGAUCCCAGAGACCCGGUCAAUGCAACCGGAACAUCGCAACAAAAUUGGUGGUUCGGGGGAGGCACGGACUUGACACCAUGCUAUCUAUUUGAAGAAGAUGCACAACACUUCCACAAGACCAUCAAAUCCGCCUGUGACAAGCAUGACAAGGACUACUAUCCUAGGUUCAAGAAGUGGUGCGACAGCUACUUCAGGAUACCGCACAGAAAUGAAUCAAGAGGAAUUGGCGGCAUCUUUUUCGACGACCUCGAGGCAUCUUCGCGGCCCAGCUCUCGCAAUCCCCAGGAGGAGCUCUUCCAAUUCGUCGUCAGUGGCCUCGAGUCAUUCCUGCCCUCAUACCUUCCCAUAAUCAAGAGGAGAAUGAACAUGCCGUACCUGCCGGAACAGAAAGAGUGGCAGCAGGUUCGCAGAGGCAGAUAUGUCGAAUUCAACCUCAUCAACGACCGUGGCACGAGUUUCGGGCUGCGGACUCCAGGCGCUCGAGUUGAGAGCAUCCUAAUGAGUUUGCCGUUGACGGCACGCUGGGAAUACAUGAAUCCUGUGUGUGGCACUGGAGUCUCUCGUGAAUCCGACAACGCAGACGAUGAGCGCUAUGAAGAGGAGAGGAAAAUGAUGGAAGUCCUCAAGUACCCCAAGGAAUGGCUGUGA
Messenger RNA from Cladophialophora carrionii CBS 160.54, 1119 nucleotides. RefSeq lists its product as uncharacterized. Gene Ontology annotation, molecular function: coproporphyrinogen oxidase activity. Gene Ontology annotation, cellular component: mitochondrial intermembrane space; cytoplasm. The transcript is spliced from 2 exons. The record is from RefSeq and is a predicted model, not a curated record. The coding region runs from base 1 to 1119 and encodes 372 amino acids. NCBI's taxonomy places the organism in Eukaryota, Fungi, Ascomycota, Eurotiomycetes, Chaetothyriales, Herpotrichiellaceae.